This is a messenger RNA of Dermacentor silvarum, 552 nucleotides long. RefSeq lists its product as uncharacterized. NCBI's taxonomy places the organism in Eukaryota, Metazoa, Arthropoda, Arachnida, Ixodida, Ixodidae. The record is from RefSeq and is a predicted model, not a curated record. Bases 75 to 407 code for a protein of 110 amino acids. The transcript has 5 exons.
CCCACACUACUCGCCGCUCAUCGUCCGCCGCCGGUCGUCCUGCUUGAAGAGGGAAGAACGCUCGAACCGCAGCUAUGAAGGCGCUGCUGUGCUUCAUCUUUGUGGGCCUGCUGGUCGCCACCGCCAAGAGCAGCGAUGAACUCUGCGACCUGACUGACAACAUGAAAGUACAGGCGGUGCAAUGCAUCACAAACCACGUUUCAGCCCAGAUGAAGAGCAAGUGGGAGGCCCUGAAGCAGACGUUUGGCAGCCAGGAUGACCUGCUCGCAACGAACAAGCUGUGCGAACUUCGCAAAGGGGCUGCGGAAUCGGGUGCGAAGACGGCCAUUUUCACGAAAGCCGAGGAGGACGAAAUCAAGUCUGCUUUCGAGGCUUGCAAAGCACAGGCUCAGCCCAAGACCAACUGAAGUGGUCUUAGCGGGUCAACAGACCCCUUUCACCAUGGGUCAGCGACACCUCAACGUGACCCUCGUGGCUCGGGACCGUUGAGCCUGUCGGCUGGCUCGUCAUUUGUCAUAAGUAAUAAACGUUUUACAUGUGCGUAUGUACGGC